GUCCGUCAGUUUGACUCCCUCAGUUCGGAGAGUCCAAGUAUGCCCAGAGAGAGCGAGACACGUAGGGUGGAGUUGAGGAAGCGUGGUGUGGUGGGGUGUUUGGAAAAGAAGUCAGGAAAACACCGUAUUUGUGUGUCAUUAAGGCGACAACUGGACUAUUGCGUAAGAACUGGACCCAUAUUGACCCAAGUACAAAGAAAGCAGAAAACAGGAUCAGGAUUCGACUGCUGAGGAUUUUCUCCUCAGGGGUGUUCCUGCCCUCUUUUUUUGGACUCCUUCAGACAUGGAGUCCUUACAGUCCAAGGCCACUGAAGACACCAAAGAAGAGGGUGAGAACGCAGGAAAAAACAACAGAAUUUUUCAGAUUUGUUUUUCUUUUUCAGCUGCAUAAUUCAUUCUUUGCAACGAAGCAAAGAUUUGUAGGUAUUUUGGGAAAAGAUCCCCUUUUUUCCACCAUCUUAGAGAAAAUACUUUAGCAGCAUAUAAAUCUAAAGUCGGAUGUUGUAUGGGAACAUUUAGUCCCGACAACCUGUACAUUUUAAUCGAGCUGAGCUAUUGACAAUAAAGGCUAAAGAUCAAGCUCCAAACCCCUCCCCAACCUCGAACAAUCUUUUCAUUUUCCCACUGUGGACUCCCCUGACAUUUUCUCUGACCCGGUCUUACAUAAUACGAGUUUGUGUUCCAGUGACCAACAGCACUGAGGCGUAGUUGGAGCAUGACACACUGGCUCAGAUCAGAGGAGCUUUCUGGGCCUACGUGCGAUCCGUACAAAGGCGAAUCAAGGGUUACCUGUAAGAUGAUAUGAAAUAAAAACAGCAUGAUCAGCCAGCUUGAUUUAAGGCUGCAGUGACUCUGUCACACGCUGGGUGAUGUGCAGGAGGACACACUAAAUCAAAAAUCUGUUGUGUGAACAUGUUGACAUGUUUUCUGUAAGAGGGCCUCAGUUCGGAUUAUCAAAACAUCUGCUAACCUGGAUUACUUAGAUGUGUGUGUGAACAAUAAUACAUUCUUGGCUUCAUCUGUAUAAUUCUUGAUGUUUUCUUGCAAACUAAGAUGACUUAUGGUCCUCACAGGGAACUAUCAGAGAUGAGUUAUUGGUAUAUCUAGUUAAAUUCAUGAAAAACUAAACGAAAAUUCAGAUCCCCUUUGCAGAUACAGUCUUGAUAUCUGUGUGAUUAUCCAUUCAACUAAUCACUGUGUCGCAUAAUUGUGCUGAAGUAGAGAGUAAAACAACAACUUUUUUAAGUGAAACAAACCAGAAUACGGCUGUAAUACUAAAAAUAAAUAUUCAAAUGUUUUAAAGUUUUAUUUAAAUGUCUUAUAAUCUAAAUGUUUAAGGUCCAGUGAGCAGUUUUUAGAUGUCUACAUGAUGCUUUCUCAUGUCCUAAAAAAGCAAACAAGACCAUCAGGAUCAAGAUUUAUAAUUUCUAUAUUGUAGUUUUUAAAGAGCGGGUGUCAGAUAAGAUGGUAAUUGGUAUUUAGCGAUUCACAAUGAUCAUUAUAUUUGGGUGUUGGAAGAAAGCAGGGGGAGUUUUUGUGCCUGAAAACAAAAUUCACCUUAAAUACACGCAGAACAAGCUCAAGAAAUAGUCAUGUUGUGUCACUUUUUUUCCAUCGGGGGCGCCAAAAUCAAUACAAAUGAAAAGUUUGGCUUAAAUAUUUAAAGUUAAAGGCAUGUUUUUAGGAUGAGCAGGGGUAGAAAAAGGUACUUAUUACACAGACACCCUUAUUAUGAGGGCUUUUAACUAUUUAUGUGAUCGUUCCCCUUCAUAUUUUGCCCGUCUGCCUUGUGCUAUUCUAUAGAUUCUGCAUUUAUCAAAUUUAUAUCGAUGUGUAUCGUUCAAACCCUACCUGUCUUACCUGAUGCAGGGGCUGCUGUCGAUGCAGAACUAGCCAAAGCCAUAAUGGCUCGAGGUUUUCGCCCCUCUGUCAUUGGUGUGGAGGCCUGGGAGGGCUACAGGUUUCAUGAUCAGGAGAUCAAGAUCAAAGAGUCCACAGAUGUUUAUGGAGCUGUGCUCUGGCCGUCGGUAAACCCCAAACUUAUCCGGUGUCCUCUUCAUCCAAAAUCUUUGUGCGGCAUUUAAGACCUGCAUGUAAGCUACAAACUUGUGUAUCCCCCAACAGGCGAUGGUGUUGUGUCAUUUUUUAGACACAAAUCGAGACAAGUACAACCUCCUGGACAAGAACGUGAUUGAACUGGGAGCUGGAACCGGGCUGGUCACCAUUGUCGCCAGUCUGUUAGGUAUAAAAGAAAUCAAGAAAACUCAAGGAUCACAUUUGAGGUUUGGUGUUUUUUAAAUCCUGGUUGGUGUAACUGUUUUGUUUCUCUCCAGGUGCUAAAGUGACCUCCACUGAUCUACCUGAUGUGUUAGGGAACCUCCAGUACAACGUUUUGCGUAACACUAAGGACCGAUGCAAGUACAUCCCCUCGGUAAGGUUUCAUUCUUAUAUCUUAUCACACAGAGUUCAUACAUUCGAUAAGACAUUAAUUUAGAUUGACCAUGAACAAACAUUCACUCUCUUUAUAAGAAAAACAAACUUGGGUACGACCAUCUCAUUUUCAGGUCACAGAGCUGAUCUGGGGUCAAGAGGUGGAGCAGCGUUUCCCUCGUGCCACACACUGUUUCGACUUCAUCUUGGCGGCUGAUGUGGUUUACGCCCAUCCUUACCUAAAUGAGCUGAUGGACACCUUUGACCACCUGUGUCAGGAAAACACACAGAUCCUGUGGGCCAUGCGCUUUCGUCUGGACCCAGAGAACAGAUUCGUGGAUCGCUUUCAGCAGCGCUUCCACCUGGAGGAGCUGUACGACCUCCCCAGUCUGAGCAUCAAACUGUACCGAGGCUGGAGGAGGGGCAGGGAGACACGGGACCACAGAGAAGCUGCAGCAUGAACUGUGUGUGCGUGGGUGUGUUUGUUAGUUGUGGAAAUGUUUUAUUUAAUUUGUGAUAUCAGAUGUGAUUGUGGAAUUCUACUCUGAGGUUUUAUGAUAAAUCUGUACAUCAAA
Molecule: messenger RNA, 3005 nt
Organism: Xyrichtys novacula (pearly razorfish)
Lineage: Eukaryota; Metazoa; Chordata; Actinopteri; Labriformes; Labridae
Source: the annotation of a GenBank genome assembly